Spodoptera frugiperda (fall armyworm) is the source of this 4522-nucleotide messenger RNA. Its product is annotated as dynein intermediate chain 3, ciliary-like. Gene Ontology annotation, molecular function: dynein light chain binding; dynein heavy chain binding. Gene Ontology annotation, biological process: cilium movement; outer dynein arm assembly. Gene Ontology annotation, cellular component: outer dynein arm. NCBI's taxonomy places the organism in Eukaryota, Metazoa, Arthropoda, Insecta, Lepidoptera, Noctuidae. The record is from RefSeq and is a predicted model, not a curated record. The coding region runs from base 1131 to 2861 and encodes 576 amino acids. The transcript has a single exon.
AUUAUUAUAUUUAUGGGUUCGUUGACAUUGUUAGCGGACAAUACAUAUUCGCAAUGCAUUUCUGUUGUUUUUGUGACUACAUGUGUACAAAUUUUCUUUUUAUUUUAGAACAUAAUAUUCCACUCAAACUCGAUUUAAUGUUUAAUUAGAAUCAUCAAUUAUAAUUAUUGAAUCAACUGCAACCUACACGGCACUUUAAUAAAUAAUGAUACAUUAACAGCAAUAAAUAAUCAAAUGAAAACCAGCACAUGAACACCUAAUUGAAUGAUUUAUUAUCUCGAUCAAGAAAACUUAAUUAGUACGAGUACUUAACGAAAAAUAAUGCACAAACAAAAAACCGUCACUUAGCAACCUUGAGACGAACUAGAAUUCAAUACUAAAUAAAUUGAUGUCUUACAUUUCCAAGUAAUUAGAAUUUGCACAUAGCAAGCCGCGGUUCUCUAGUUUCGUAAUAAUUUAUUAAAACAAGCGUUAUUGAAACUGGAAUAAGUAGACUGAAUCAGCAUAAAGGCGUAACCGCGUAACAUCGAGAGUCGUCUCACCUCUCGCACAUACGUAGCCAUUGCCAUAUGGACUCGAUGCAUAUUAAUGUGGACCGCAUAACUCCUUACCUCCAACAAUGUGGUUACGACACUUCCUGGUACGAAGCAAGCCCGAGCUACAGGAAACAAUACGACAAACAAAGCCUGGGCGAUUUACUUAGACCUAUAGAAAGUGGUAAAAAUGUUUUAUGAAUCCUUUAGGGUCGACACAAAAAAGUGUUGUUUAACUGCGAGCAAAUAAAAAAGAACAAUGGUACUCCAACUUAUUACCUGGCGGGAUGAGUCCCUAAGUGUGACAUUGCAUAAGCUUGCACGAUGCAAAAUAACAUUAUCACACUGUUAUCAGAACUCGUCACUACUAAUGAUAUCAAGUAAGAUCACAGAAAACAACUUGUUGACCAAACAAGGACACAUGUGUUUUCAGACAAUCAUGACGUUUUCUUACCUACUCGAUAUUGUUUAAUUCUGUCAUCAAUAUUCAUUUAAUGCCAUGGUCGUACUGAUUCAAUAAACAUACGUUUGACAGUCGCGAAAUUGUGACUUAAUAACAACAAUUUUGUUCAAAAACGUGUUUAAAAACGUUUUAUAAUGUCUUCCUACGUAAAAUGGACAUUUGAAUACACAAAAUUACGAAAGAAUUUCGGUAGGGAACCACUGUUUCAGAUGGUACCAGCCACCAUGCUGGACUCGAUUUAUCCUAACGAAGAAGAUCAAAAGCAAUACAUGCUACGUAAUCCAGUGCACCGUGAAGUACAAGCAACGUACUGUGCAUCCGAAAAUACGACAAACACGCCACUGUUAAAAACCCACGAACAAAGCGUAAACCAUACCGAGGGUGGCUGGCCUAGAGAAGUCAACCCUUACAACGAGGAUCAUGUUCAAAGACAUCGUCGCAGAAUUAUGCACGAAGAUAACUACAUACAGUCCGUACAAAACUUGUCAACGUCGUUGUUCCACUGUAUAGACCAAAACAAUGCCAUUGAAAUGUACGAAACAUAUUAUGGUAAAAUGGCCGAGCAGAAACCUGUAGAAAAAUAUGACAUACGAAUCGCUAACGUGUUCCGCGACGAACAGCAAAGACCCAUAUCGUGUGUCAAGUGGACAAAUGAAAAACGUGCUAAACUAGCGGUUGCUUACUGUUUCAAAACAUGCAUGCCAGAACCAGAGCUAAACAAGAUUAAUGAUUGUUUUAUAUGGGAUGUUCACAGACAAACAAAACCAGUGUACGUUCUUAAACCUGAAUACCCUUGCUGGCAACUAGCGUGUUCUCCCUCAAAUCCUGAACUGUUAAUUUGCGGCCUCGAAAAAGGCAUCGUUAAUGUAUUCGAUGUACGUGUAGGCGAAGCAGCUGUGUCAUCUAGCUCUGUCUACAAUUCACAUCGCGAAGGAGUAACAUCACUACUUUUCAUACAUUCUCGCACACAGUCUGAAUUCUUUACUGGCUCAUCCGAUGGACAGUGUCUUUGGUGGGAUCUACGCAACCUUUCUCAUCCUCUAGAUCAGUUACCAAUGUCAGUUAGAUACCGAGCAUCAGAAAAACCCGGUCUAAACAACGCAGAGGGAGUAAGUGCGUUGGAAUUUGAUCACGGCUUGCCAACGAAAUUCCUUUGCGGAACCGAAACUGGUUUAGUAAUUAAUGCAAAUCGCAUGGGAAGAAGUCAUAGCGAUAUUUUAGUUUCCUAUUGGAACGCCCAUGAUGGAUCUAUACAAGCCGUAGAAAGAAGUCCUUGUACAUUUAGAAUGUUUUUGACGUGUGGAGAUUACACGGUUAAGGUGUGGAGCGAGGAAGUUCGCACCGAACCUAUCAUUGUAGCACGGCCUUAUAACCAUUUAGUGUCUGAUGCCGCUUGGGCUCCUUUGAGAUUUUCGUCUUACAUGUCGAUUUGUUCCGGUGGCUUCUUUUAUUACUGGGAUCUAUUGCGUAAAUAUAAGGAGCCAGUAAUGACUCUCCAUGUAUCUAAACAUGGCCUUACGAGAUUGUCACCUCAUUCGGGCGGGGAAUCAGUAGCUAUUGGAGACUGUAAAGGAUCUGUAUACUUACUGCACCUGUCAGAAAAUAUGUCAAUACCGGGGAAUCGUGAUAAGGUACUUAUGAGUCAGGUUUAUGAACGAGAAACCAAACGAGAACACAUACUAGACAAUCGUGUAAAGGAAAUUCGGUUGAAAGCCAGAGCUGAGGAAGAAGGAUUAGCUAAUGAAAUACCAGAGGAAAUUACUGAUGAGGAAGAAUUGGACCAAAUGACUCAAGAAGAAUAUUUUCGAAUUGUCGAAGAGGAACUAAAAAACAUGGACGUAAAUUCCGACCAAGAAGGUGGAUAGUUACUUUUCCUUAAUAAAUUAAUGCUUGUAUUACUAAUAAUACGUACACAUGUUGUUUAAUUAAAUAUAUUCUGCUAUAUAAGUUUUCAUCAAAUUAAUGUCCAAAAAUAAUCUGGUCGCGUAAGUUAAUUUUGAGUAGUCAAGAAGAACUUGGUCUGCAAAAUGGUUAUCGCUCGGUUGUCUACCAAAGAACGAAUGAGUAUUUUUAUCACAUACUUAAAACUUUAUCUUACUUCAAACGUGUAUUUAUAAAACCACACCUGACUCAAGAAUAAACGGAGAAAAUGAAUUACUUCACGGUAUGUAGGUACCUAGGAACGAUAUGAGAUGUUUAAUGUUUAUAAAAUGCCACAACCUUAGUCCGUAACCUUUGUGAAAUAACUGAUUCAUGUAUUAUUGAAGUGACUCGGAGGCUUACUGGCAUAAACGCUUUGUACACGGCUUGACUGAGUAGCUAACAAAGAGAUUACUGCUUGUUAGUGAUUGAAUAUUAACUACAGGUUAUAAGUAAGCGGAAAUAUAAUUUUGUCUGUCAUGUAGAGUAACAUGUUUACAAUUUACAAGAACAGCAGUCCCGGAUGUUUAGUAUCGAGAAGCCCGCAUGUCUCACAGCAAAUCCGGUGGCUCGGCAGCAAGGGCCAUGACCGCCGAUUUGUACAAAACGACAAAUCUAACGUGAGCCGUCAGAUUUCAAUAGAGAUGCCCCUUUGUGAACAUAUCUGAUGAAUUAAUAAGAGAGGCGGGGGAGCUCUCAUUAGAAUGGUGGCGUAAAUUACUCGAGCCUCGUGAGUUGCGUGAAUACAAAAGUGCGUCACCGGCAACUUUCACCGCUUGGUACUUACCACUCCAGGCGCAGGCGCACGCACCGAGCAUGCCAGCCUCGAUCCCAUUCAACGUGCCUACAAAUAUUUGCUUUUUAUAUCAGCACAUUCAAGUUAAAAUAUGGCCGGGUGUAUGAUCCAAGCUGCGACCGAUAUCCACGGCAGGAACAUCUUACGCAACCUUUUCCAAACUUUCAAAUUAAUUAUUUAAUUAGAAACUUCAAACAACUACAAACUUCAAAAGUAAAGAUAUCUUAGCAAAAUUGCUUAAGUAUCUAAACGUGUUCCUGAAACAUCGUAGUAAAAUGUUAAUUAGUAAUUAGUUAGGUAAUCUAAUUUGUUACAAAAGUACUGGAUAUAUUUUAACGUUCAUCUUAAGUACGAUACUGAGAUUAACGAGGAAUGCGUUGAGUACCUCGACUAUGUAGGUUAAUGUCUAGCAAUCCAGACCUCAGUACGUACAAAUAGCGCAGAACAUAAUAUUAUAUGUGCCUAUAAAUUGUACCUGUGCAUAUCUAAAUAAUAAGUGCGAUAGACUCACUGCUAUACAAGUAUAACUAACCACAGAUUAUAAAUACCUGCGUACAUUAUACUGGAUCGAUUAUGAUUGCUACGUUCGUUUCGUUUCUGCAAAUUAUAACCAUAAAGAAUUGUACGGUCUAAAGGAAAAUCAACUUUAUAUAAGUUAGUAAUUGUGUUAAAAAUCGAUUGAUAAAGUAUUUGUUAUACAACGUGGUCGGUAAAAAAAUGAAAAUCAAUAUUCCAUACUUAAUAUAUUUUAUGCUUCUAAAAUGUAGCUGCACGUUUACGUACUGUUUAGGUAUUAAAAUACCGUUCUUA